Nannizzia gypsea CBS 118893 is the source of this 2442-nucleotide messenger RNA. RefSeq names its product involucrin repeat protein. The coding region runs from base 1 to 2442 and encodes 813 amino acids. Lineage: Eukaryota; Fungi; Ascomycota; Eurotiomycetes; Onygenales; Arthrodermataceae. The record is from RefSeq and is a predicted model, not a curated record. The transcript is spliced from 3 exons.
AUGAUGAAUACGAGUAUCCGGUCGAGCGAGUAUUCUUAUAGAGACCCGCGGUACUAUUCUUCCUCGUCCCUGGGGAAUGCGCACAAGACGCUUGAUGGCUACGGCGGAAUGAUGCACUCAGACGACGGCGAGGGCUCACGGUACAACCACAACGCUCAGCUCUCUCGUGGCUCCGUGCUGCUCAACGCCAACGAUCCGGUGUCGAUGCACCUUCUCGCAGAGACGGCCAUCGGAGACAGCCUGCACUUCGAGGUGCUUUCGUUCGAGGAGGUCGAGGAGCUGAAACGAGAGCUGGCGUUGGCUCAAUCGCGUGUCGAGGGCGGGAAACGAAAAUUAGCGCUGGAGCUGAAACUGCUGGAAGCUGCUGAGUCGCUCAACAGACUCUACGACGACGGCUCGAAUCCGGUGAACGGCCAUGGGUACGGACAUGGACAUGGACACGGGGACCAGCAUGCGUCAGACGAAGAGCUGGCUAUCACACGGCGGAAAUGCGAGGAGCAGGCGCAGGAGAUAGCAAAGCUGGAGCGCAGGGCCAGUGAUAUUCGGACGAAGAUACUCGAACACACGGCCGGAGUGCUGCAGAUGACACACAAGGGGCUGAAGAAGAAAAAGGGUUCAAAGACGGACGACCUCUCGUCGACAUCUGAUGAUUUGAACGGGUUGGACCCGUACGGCUGUGGACAUGAAUUUGACCAUAGGAGCCUUUACCGGACGGCCGACUAUCUCGACCACCAUGGCGGUGCACCACCCCGAGACGUGCCUAGCCUGGAGCCGGAUGUUGAGUCUACCUCUGCAGACCUCAGUGGGUUGCAGGAUACACAGUCGAAGCUCGAGGAGAUGACCUACCGGCUGCAUGAGAUGCUCACACAGAUGAACACCGGCCAAGAGGUUGACCCCAUCCCUAAGAUAGUCACCAACAAUGACUCCCCGGACCCUCUGGCCACCGUCAACAUCCAGGUUGACUAUCUAGAGAAGGGCCUGGAGACGAUUGCGCUGCAUCAAAGCCAUUCUUCAGACCAUUCUGCCCGUGAUCUGGAUGCUUAUACCCCCGAAGAUGAUUCUGCUUCUACCAAUGCUACGAUUGACCGGCUAGAUUCCUUCAGUCGACGGCUCGACGAAGCUCUGGCAGCAGCUGGAUCCAGUAGACAGCCUACCAGCCCGCACAUGUCGACUAUCAGGAAAACCAUGGCCGAGCAGCUAGAGUACCUUGACUCUGCCGUCACGGACGUCGAGAAGCGGAUAGACAGCCUGGUCGAACAAAAGACCAUCCUUGGAAUCCAGAUCCAACAGCAACGAGACCUCAACUCCAAAUCUGAUGCUGAGCGUGAUGCAUAUAUUGCUGACCUUACCGAGGAUCUGACCAAGCUGCGCAAGGAGUUGGACAAGUCUCAUGCUGCAGACGAAAGCUCCAGGGCUGAGAUAGCCGUGCUCAUGGACCAGUUAGAUGCUGCUCGACAGGACUCCAUGCGUCAGGAGCAGAAGCGUAGCAUCGGGGAAGCACCUGAGGUACCUCAUGAGAAGGAAGCCCUUAUGAAAGCCGAACAGGAACUCGCAGAGAAAGUGGCUCGUAUCUCUAGCCUCGAGUCUACGAUUCAUGAGCUACGCUCCCAGACGGAUGCCCACUCCCAGGAAGCCCAGCUUACCCGUGAAACAGUCCAACAUGAUCUGGCUGAAAAGACCUCUCUCAUCUCCACCCUACAAUCUUCUCUCCAGGAGCUACACUCCCAGGUAGACAGCCAGCUCGGCCAGAUCAAAGAAGCCCACCAGUCCCGCGAGGAAGCCGAGCAAGCUCAUGCCAAACUCCAGACUGAAUUCUCUGAGCUCGAAAGUGAAAUGGUCCGCAUCCAGACAGAGCUCACCUUCGCCAGAGCAGAGCUCGACAGCGCCUACGGAAGUAGAUCUGAACGCGCCGCCGAAGCAGCCGCCAACCCAGCUGUGCAGCGUGAAAUCGACAAUCUCCGUGAACGAAACAUGGAUCUAACCAGCCAAAUCGCAACGUUGAAAUCAGUACAGAUGAACAACGCCAACUCAGCAAGCAUGGGCGCUCAUGAACGCAUUCAGAUGCUCGAGCGGGAGCUACGUGAGACUAUCGAAGACUACGAAGAACUGACCAAACAGAGCAUUGAGUUUGAAAAGGAGCGAGACAAGUUCGAGAACAUGAUCGAUAGCUAUAGAGACCGAUGUGAUACCCUUGAGACCCAGCUCGGUGACGAACGCAUCCAAAACCUAGGCAUUAGAGAUGGCAUGACGGUCGAAAACACAUCCAUCACUGUGCUGAAGAGCGAGUUCAAGAAGAUGAUGAGAGAGACCAGAGCGGAUAGCAUCAAGGCCUUACGGGCUGAACAAGAAGACCGACGACGUCUUGAAUCUAUGCUCAGAGCCAUGAAGAGAGAGCAGAGCCUAAAGAAGUCGAACCUCAGCCAGAGCACCUUGGCCUCAUGA